AUGCCUCCUGCCUGCGACUGCCUGAAGGAGGGGACGGGGGGGUGCCUGAGCUGCUGCCCCCCCGCACCCGGCCAGCCCGCCGGCGGCUGCGCCGACACCACGCCAAACGGCGACUUGGUGACCGAGGGAGGCGGGGGGGGGCCGGGGGAGGGAGCGGGUGGAUGGUACUUCCCCAAACAUGCUGCCUGCCGCUUCCCCCCAUCUGCUGCGCCCCCACCAGAGGACCGAGACCGGGCAAGGUCCAUCUGGGACGGGCUGGCUGAGGAAGCCAGGACUGCCGCGGAAGGGUUUUGGGCCAGACCACUGCCAUACGCCCCACACAACACCGAGCAGCAGGGGAAGGGGCAGGGCGCGAGUGCACCCGAUGGGGGCGGGGAGGGAGCGCCAGCUUCAGCAAAUGCAUGCCCGGAAAAGGGGAAAGAGCCCGGGUGGAAUGAGGGCGGUGGGGACGCUUGGAAAUGGGAAAGAAGCGUGAGCGAGGGGCCAAGAAUUGGUCGUAACGAAAAUCCAAAUAAACGUCCUGAUGAGGAAAUAAAAAAUGCCCACAGGGAAAACACGUGGGACCGGAGCGCACGUGCUCGUACGGGGCGUGGAUGGAGCCACACCCUGCCCACCCACAGGGGGAGUAGGCGGGGCCGGAGCUCCUCGGCCCGCCCAGAACGUGGGCGGAGCCACACCCCGCCCACCCACAAGGGGAGCAGGCGGGACCGAAGCCCACCUGCCCGCCCAGGUAGUGGGUGGAGCCAUACCCCGCCCACCCACUGGGGGAGCAGGCGGGACCGAGGCCCACCUGCCCACCCAGGCAGCGGGCGGAGCCACAGCCCCCGGACACGCAAGGGGUAA
This is a messenger RNA of Calypte anna (Anna's hummingbird), 843 nucleotides long. RefSeq names its product basic salivary proline-rich protein 3-like. The transcript has a single exon. Bases 1 to 843 code for a protein of 280 amino acids. The record is from RefSeq and is a predicted model, not a curated record. Lineage: Eukaryota; Metazoa; Chordata; Aves; Apodiformes; Trochilidae.